GGAUUGUGGGUCGUGUCGGGGCCCUGUCAUGGCUGUGGGGUUGGCUGGCUACAUUUCCUAAUGCCACAGAUGAACCAGACCCAGACCACAGUAAAGGAGUUCUUCAUUGUGGGCUUCCCAGGGCUCCACCCUCAGCACUAUAAGCUGAUGGGCACGAUUUUCUUCCUGAUCUACGUCACCACCGUGGUGGGGAACUCCCUCCUGGUGGCGCUGUUCUUCAUCGAGCGCCGGCUCCAGAAGCCCAUGUACAUCAUCAUGCUGAGCCUGGCCCUGUCCGACAUCGGCUUCUGCACCGUAGCCCUGCCCAAAGUCAUUGGCCGCUACUGGCUAGACGAUGGCGCCAUCCCCUUCCACAUCUGCUUCUUCCAGCGGUUCCUGAUCCACUAUUUCGGGACGCUCAACUCGCUGAUCAUGCUGGCCAUGUCGCUGGACCGCUACCUGGCCAUUUGCUUCCCGCUGCGCUACCCGACGCUCAUGACCAACCGCACCAUGGGGGCGCUAACCGGCUUCUCCUGGGUGUCCGCCGCGGUGUCCCCGGCCAUCUCCGUCGGCAUCUCCACCCCGAUGCCGUUCUGUGGGCCCAACCGGAUCAUCCACUGCUACUGCGACACCAUGUCCACCACCUCCCUGGUGUGCGCUGAUGCCCGACAGAUCCUCAGUGUGUCCACGGGCCUGGCCAUGUUCGUGCUCCUGGUGCCACUCAUCUUGAUCUUAUCAUCUUACAUCAGCAUCAUCGUGGCAGUGCUGAAGGUAGCCGAUGCUCAGGGCCGCCAAAAAACCUUCUCCACCUGUGCUACACAGCUGUGCAUUAUCAGUAUAUACUACCUGCCCCGUUUCGGAGUCUACCUGAGCUCCCUAGUUUCCUACAUUAAUGUCAACCCGGAUUUGCGGAUCAGUCUCACCCUCUUCUAUAGCCUGUUCCCUCCCCUGCUAAAUCCCCUCAUUUACUGCUACAGGACUACGGAGAUCAAGGACAUUUUAAGCAAAUGGUUUUGUCGAAGGAAUGCCAUCAGUCAGACACCUAUAGUUACGACUGUUUCCAAAUGACAGUUUGAUCUGAAAUAUCAAUUCUGACAACACGUACUGUAGUGUGUGCAUGUGUGUGUGUGUGUGUAUGUCAUGUUAA
Messenger RNA from Anguilla anguilla (European eel), 1126 nucleotides. Its product is annotated as olfactory receptor 1-like. Gene Ontology annotation, cellular component: membrane. Gene Ontology annotation, biological process: G protein-coupled receptor signaling pathway. Bases 61 to 1047 code for a protein of 328 amino acids. Gene Ontology annotation, molecular function: olfactory receptor activity; G protein-coupled receptor activity. The record is from RefSeq and is a predicted model, not a curated record. NCBI's taxonomy places the organism in Eukaryota, Metazoa, Chordata, Actinopteri, Anguilliformes, Anguillidae. The transcript has 2 exons.